CACAUAUAAAGUGAACAGACAUUUAUUCGUAGAACGUUGGUUUCAGUGCAAACGAACACUGUUUGUCAUUGGUUCGUGUGACCGUUGUGGAUGUCGUGGUUUACUUUAAUUGUGUUGGUUGGAUGGUUUGUUUGUUGAGUCUGGUGUGCAGAUAUCUGCUAUUAUAUAGCGUUAGGGAUAAUUUAAUCCUAUAACUCAUUUUGUUGUCUUUGCAAAUGAGUUAGUAAAUAUGAGUAAUAGACGAUGUGCAGCGAAAACGUGCUUCAACACCCAAGGAUGUCGACCUAACCUUAAAUUUUUUAAUUUCCCUAAAGACGAGCAGCUCUGCCAUCAGUGGGCCAUAAAUAGUGAUAGAGAGGAUCUAUUGGACAAGCCUGUUGAGCAAUUAAGCAAAUUUUUGUUAUGUGCUGACCAUUUUGAACCACAUUGGUUUCUAAAUCCCAAAUACAAGACUACGUUUAUCCGUACAGGACAACCUGUGCCUACAAUCUUCUACAAUAAUCUAGCAGAUUUUGUUCCAAAGAGCUUACAGAAAAGUUUUGCACUGAAGAAUACAGAUCAUCAUUUAGGUACUGAAGUCAUAGAUCAAGGAAAUUGCCUGUGCCAUAAUAUGAACGUUUUUGAAAAUGAUGUGGAGAACUCUGUACAGCAAAGUACAGAAGAAUUAGAGGCGAUCUUGAGAGAUGGUGAUGCAUCUGAUGGUUCACAGUUUAAGUUUGCAACAUCAGAUACUCAGACAGAUGCAGAGGACUGUACUGUGGAAAUAAAAUUUGAUUUAGAUUCUUAUGUUGAGGAUUCGUCUGCUAUAAGAGGCUGUCACAAAAUUUGCAGGCUCUGUGCACAUCUGGUUUAUGAAUACAAAUUAAUUUCAAUUUUUUCUCCAGACAAAACAAAGUGUUUGGCAAAUAAAAUGAACAGACUUCUGCCAGAAAAAGUCUUGGAAGGAGAUGGGUUGCCUGAACAUAUAUGUAAUUCAUGUGUGAACAAAUUGAAUGAAUGUGACAUGGUGAUCCAGUCUUUCAUAGCAGCUGACAAAAAGUUAAGAAGUUUGUUUCGAAUGCAGAAUUUCAUACCAGCUACAACCGAUGAAGAAACAUUUAAGGAUGAUGAAGGAAAUAGAAAAUCGCCCACAGUUACAGUGGAGGACUCGGGGUUACCGCCUGGUCUUGCGGAGUUUCUUGCGCUAAAAGAUAGUUCACCAGAUGAUAAUUUGUUAGACAGAGUAUGUCCAAGCCAGAGAUGUGAUAAAGUAUACAUAAUUAAAAGACCUCCCUACCUUACUCAAGUUAAGAAUUCAGAUACUGCUGAAACAGGUGAUGCAGAUAUUGAACAUGAGUCAGUACCAGACCAAAUGCAAGAAAUGACGGUGCAGAUGUUGGAAGAAUCCUGUGAUUCAUCAAAUCUUGGUAAUAAUGAGACUUCUACAGACUGUGACCCUCUGGUGCGUAUGAAAGCUGAAGACUCUUGGUCUGCAAGUGUUGAAGACUCAAAUUGCUGUAUGGACCCAGCUGACACAGUACAAGGCAUGAAAGUAUAUCGGUGUUCUGUCUGUAAAAUUGAGUACAAUGAAAGACAUAAGUUGCUUAUCCAUGAAAUUACACAACACAUAUUUGAAGAAAAACAAGCAAAAGGAAUGUCCGUUCUACAUAAGAAAUACAAACGAGAGCAAGUUGCGUGCAGUAUGUGUAGUCAGAUCUUCAGUGGGAAGAAGCCUCUCAGGCGACAUAUAAAGGAACAACAUAUUCCAGUAGAAAAUAUUUGUGACUUCUGUGGUGCGUACUACCAAAACAAAAGUCAGUUGGAGGUUCAUCGAAGACUUCACACUAACGAAAAACCAUUUAAGUGUGAAACAUGUAAUAUUAACUUUCACUUCAAGAAAGAAUUGCAACGACACAAGCGCAGUAGCCACAGACAGGUGAAGUCCCUUACGUGUGCAAUUUGCAACAAAACUUGUCCAAAUAGAAAUGCAAUGUGGAGACAUGAAAAGAUACAUACAGAUGACAGAAAUGUCUUGUGUUAUUUAUGUGGAAAGGUGCUGUCAAACCCUCAAAGUAUGAGAGUGCACAUGAGAACUCAUUCUAGUGACCGACCAUGUUCUUGUCCCACUUGUGGAAAGAGCUUCAAGGAUAACGCGUCUGUCAAUAAGCAUAUGUUGAUGCAUUCCACAAAGAAUUUUGUUUGUGAUAUCUGUGGCAGGGCAUUCUAUAGCAAGGCCCUAGUAAAGCAACACAAACUUAGCCAUUCAGGAGUUAAGCCUCACAAAUGUGAGACAUGUGGCACAGCGUACAAUAGGUUAGGAAAUUUGAAUCAGCAUAAAAAGAAACAUGCUGCAAACUCUCAGUCCAUAGAGGAUCUUUCCCAUGAAUGCGUCAUGUGUGGUAAGAGGAUGCGGUCAGAGUUGACACUCAAGUACCACCUGGCAAAACAUACUGGAGAAAAGAAGCCGUUUGAUUGUGAAGUUUGUGGAAAACGUUUUGUUGCCGUGGAUCCGUAUCGAGUGCAUAUGCGUAUACACACUGGAGAGCGUCCUUAUCAGUGUACCACGUGUGGUAAAACCUUUCGAAGCUCAUUUACACUGAAACAGCAUGCUGCACUUCACAGGGAUGAGUGUCCAUAUGCUUGUCCCUUUUGUGAACGUAAAUUUAAACGACUUCAGUCGUUGAUUGUACAUAAGCGGACACACACAGGCGAGAAGCCACACCGAUGUCCAUUUUGUGGACGUGGGUUUGCUCAGAAGGGAGACAUGUUAAAACACACCAGAACACACACUAGAGACAGGCCUGCGAGAGUUGUUACAGAAAUAGAAAACAUAUCUGAAUUGGCACUUAGUGAUUCUGAGAUAACUAGCGAGUACCUCAUCGAUAUGCCAAUAGUUGAAGUGGAAACUGAAAUUCAUCCAGAAAUGCAAUUGGAAAUUAAUGCUGAAAUGCAUGAUUCAUAAGUGUCAUGACGUAUUUAUUUUGUGAGGCAGUUCUGUCUGUCUGAUCAGUUGCAAAAAAAGUUUGGAAGUAUUGGUAAAGGCAUGUUUAUAUUAAAUAUGGUACUGACAGCAUCAGAGUCUGUAUUCCUAUACAGAAUUUCUCUUUAUUUUGUUCUGUCAAGUAGAAGAAUAAUUAAAUGAUAUGUGCUGUUUAACUAUGUAUAAUAUUAAUUGUAACUUGUUUUACUUUCCAUAUCUUCCUACGAUAAAGGGAGCACAGUACCAUAGAAGUACAUUUAUCAUUGUUAUGUGUAAGUCAGUGUUUGUAAUAUUUUAUGUUGUGGCAAAAAUACUUUUAGAUUAAGAGCUUUUAGUGAAGUCUGGUUGAUGUGCUCAGAAUCACAGGAUCUAAAUACAUGGUAAUGAUUAUUUACAGUCAUACAGAAUAUUA
Molecule: messenger RNA, 3371 nt
Organism: Zootermopsis nevadensis
Lineage: Eukaryota; Metazoa; Arthropoda; Insecta; Blattodea; Termopsidae
Biological process (GO): regulation of transcription by RNA polymerase II
Cellular component (GO): nucleus
Molecular function (GO): RNA polymerase II transcription regulatory region sequence-specific DNA binding; zinc ion binding; DNA-binding transcription factor activity, RNA polymerase II-specific
Source: RefSeq, a predicted model, not a curated record